GCGCCAGCUACUCUGCUUCCUUGGCGGCGCGAUUGCACCGUCGUGGCCUCGGCUGCGCCGGAGACGCGCAGCUCCAGGUGGCUGCGCGCACCCAUCCAAGCUCUCGGACGCGGUGUGAGCUCGCUCGUGGCAGAGGGUGACGUCCGCGGCGCCGUCUGCUGUGUCCCAUGACACUGCGUUUUCCAUACAAUCGCCAAGUGCAAAGUGGGCACUCGGCCUUUCUCAGCACCAAAAAUUAGGCUCCCUCGGUAGAGAGUCCAGCGCGUCAGACCAACUGGGUUGCCAGAAGCAUGGCACAUGCCAUUUGUGUACGUCCGCUACCUGAACCAUCACGCGUUGUUGUCGAGCCACUAGCGAAGGAGGUAUGACCAAGUACGUUGCCGACCAAGCCGACGCGCUGCGCGGGAUCGAUGUCCUGCAAGGCGUGCCCGUCUCGGGCUGGAAGCCAGACGCGCACUCGGACCGGUGCAACGCCUGCGUCAAGAAGUUCCGCCUCUUCCGCCGCAAGCACCACUGCCGCGUCUGCGGCGAGAUCUACUGCUACAAGUGCCUCCAAGAGCGCUACGUCCGCGUCCCGCUCGCUGGCACAGCGCUGACGCUCGCGUGCAUGUGGUGCGUCGACAGCGCGCCGCAGGAUGAAGCGCUCUCGCGCGGCGUCCCGUCCACGCGAAGGUCGCUCUUUAGCCUUCCGCGGUCGACCGAGUCGGACGUGACGCUGCCACCACCGCCGCCCGUCGUCAAGUCGUUUCCGCUGGCGUCGACGCACCCGAUGCUGUCGCCGAUUCAUGGCGUGCCCAAGCUCCGCAGCGUGCAGCUCAAGGCGCCGUCAAGCACCGUCGACUCGCUCGCUGGCAUCUGCGCGAGCAUGUGCGACGCCAUGGACUGUGCCUUUGGCGCGCUCGUGCUCUACACGGAAGGCGCGCCGCUCACGGUGCUCACGCAGCAGGGUCUUGGCGCGUUCGUCAUGGGCGAAGCCUUUCGCCUCCUCUGCAGCCGCGCGGUCCUCGCCGGCCGCAUCUGCUGCGUCAACUACUCGUCCGGCGUCUUUCAGUUUUGUGCCACCGCGCCGCUUCAAGAUCCAAGGACGCACGAGGUGUAUGGCUGCGCAGUGGUCCUCGACGCAUACGAGAAGCCGGGUUUGAACCCAGCACUGGUGCUACCCCACUUUGCCAAGCUCUCAAUCGAGAAGCUACUGAGCAUGGACCCCAAGCUGCGCCGCGCGCGACCGCUGUGCAGCUCGUACCACGAGACCCACGCCAAGCUUAUCUCGAUUCGAAGGAUACCCAAGACGACCGAGCCGCGCCUGACCCAGUAGACAAUAUUGAGAAUAUUAGAUAGACAAAAGAGGAGACCCAUUUUAACCUUCAACGACGACCGUCACCUGCUAGGGCUAGGGUACGUAAAGGGUUAGGGUACCGUCCGCAGGGCAGAAUCCCCAUGCUUCGUUGAGGGCGAUGG
Saprolegnia diclina VS20 is the source of this 1458-nucleotide messenger RNA. RefSeq lists its product as hypothetical. The record is from RefSeq and is a predicted model, not a curated record. Gene Ontology annotation, molecular function: metal ion binding. The transcript is spliced from 2 exons. The coding region runs from base 365 to 1315 and encodes 316 amino acids. NCBI's taxonomy places the organism in Eukaryota, Oomycota, Saprolegniomycetes, Saprolegniales, Saprolegniaceae.